AUGAUGGAAAAAAUAAAUGAAGAGCAGAAACUUCUGGAUAUAUUUAUAAAAUUAAUAAAAUUAGAAAAUAUAUACGAAUUAAUAGAAAAUAAAUUAUGUUAUGAGUAUUUAAAUAAGGAUGAAUUGAUUGAGAAAGGAAUUUUAUUAAAUAAUUUAACCAUAAAGGGUAUAACAAAAUAUGAUGAAAAAAAUAAUUCAUAUAUUUUGAAAUUAGUAAAGAAGAAAAAACAUAUAGAUACAAAUGAUCUGAGUGAUGACGAAAAUUUGGAUAAUUUCCCUCAGCAUAUGUUUAGUAAAGGUAGUAUAGUACAUUUUGCUAGAAAGAGGAAGAAAUAUAUUUUAGGUUCAAGAAACGACCAGACUUUGUCUUACCAUAUAAAUGACAAUAAUAAAAAAAAUUGUGAUGAUAAAAAUAAUACAAAGAAUAAUAUAAAUAAUACCUCAAUUAUUAAUGAUGUUGUAAACAUUUAUGUAUGUUCUGUACAUAAAAUAAAAAAAAAUCAAAUAAGUUUAAUACUACGAAAUUCAACAGAAUUAUGUAAAGAAUUAAAUGUAAGUAAUAUGUUUAUGUUAUGUGAUAAAGGGUAUUUUGAUGUGUGCUUAGUGAGUAGUGAUAUAUCUGCACAAAGACAAAUAAAUGCUAUAAAUAUUAUGAAAAGUAAUUUGGAUAAUGAAUCUGACAUUUUAAAAAUUUUGUUUUUUAACAAAUCACCAUCUCAGAGUUCGAUACUCAAAAGGAUUAUUAAUAUAUUUGACGAGUAUGACAAAUCUGAAUCGAAAGAUUAUAAUGAUGUGUAUGAUAAUAUAAAUAACAACAUAUGUAACAAUAUAAUUGAUAAUGUGGGUGAUAAUAAUAAUAAUAAUUAUUUUAAUCCAUGUUGUUGUGAUAAAAAUUUAGAAAAGGAUAUUCAUACAAAGAAGGAAGAUGCCGUGGAAGAAGAAAAGAAUAUGAACACUUAUUUUAAGUCGACACAUUUGUGUACACAUAAUAAUAUUAAACUAAGCAAUGAUGUUUUAAAUAAUUAUAUUUACAAAUGUGAUAAAAUAAACUGGGGUAUAAAAAAUUUAAAUAUUAAUCAAAAGAAAGCUGUUUAUUCUUGUAUUUUUUCAAAUGACAUAUUUUGUAUCCAUGGACCUCCUGGUACAGGAAAAACGACGGUGUUAUGUGAAUUAAUUUAUCAGCUAAUUCAAAGGAAUUAUAAAAUAUUAGUAACAGGUCCUAGCAAUGUAAGUGUUGAUAAUAUCUUAAGAAAAUGUGUUGAAGAUUUGAAUAUUAAGAAUGUUGUUCGUAUAGGUAUAAAAUCUAAAGUUAAAAAAGAAUUACAUAAUUAUUGUUAUGAUGAGAAGAUUAAAGAAUGUGAUAGUUAUAAAUUAUGUGAAGAUAUUGAUAAUGAAAUUGAAAAAUUAAAAUUAGAAAUUAAUAAAUUAAAAAAUAAAAAAAAAAGUGAUAAUAAAAUAUUUAUUGAUAAAAAACAAAUAUAUAAUUUAAAAUGUGAAAUAAAAAAUUUAAAUAAAACUAGGAAAAAAAAAAGAAAUAUUUUCUUUAAAGAUUUAAUAAAUAAAAAUAAUGUUAUCUUCUCAACAUGUUCAAGUACUUCUAAUUAUGAAUUAAAUAAAUUUGUUAAAUUUUCAAAUUUCUUAUUCGAUGCUGUAUGUAUAGAUGAAUGUUGUCAAUGUACUGAACCAUUAUGUUAUAUUCCUAUUUCAUUAUCAAAAAAAAAUGUAUUUUUAUUUGGUGACCAUAAACAAUUAUCCCCAUUAAUCAAAUAUAAUAAACAUAAAAAUAAAUUAAAUAUUACCUUAUUCGAAAGAUUAAUUAAUAAACAUAAACAAAAUAUAUCUUUCUUGUUAAAUACUCAAUAUCGUAUGAAUAAUUUAAUAUUGUUAUGGUCCAAUAAAAUAUUCUAUGAGCAAAAAUUAGUAUCGCACGAGUCAUGUAAGGAAAUUACCGUGGAUGAGCUUUUUUCAUCAAAUCGACCAAAUCAAAAGGAACAUAUAAAAUCAAAGGUUAAUAAGGAUAAUAAGGAAAAUAAGGAAAAUAAAGAAAAUAGGGACAAUGACAAAAAAAAUAAAAAUAAUAAUAAUAAAAAAAAUUAUAAUAAUAGCAAGAAAAAAAAAAAUGCUAACAAUAAAGGCACAAAUAAAAACCAUGAACAAGAAAUCGACAAUCAUAUUUAUAACCAAACAAAUGAUAUUAUUCAAAAUUAUGAUUAUUGUCCAAUUACUUGGAUUGAAACAGACGGAUUUGAUGAAUUUUUGGAGGACAUCGAUGAUAUUGAUUUAAUGAAUAUGGAAUCCAAAAAUGUAGAUAUAAAUGAAAAGAAAAAUGGUAAUUCGAAAGAUCUAAAAAUUAAAGAAAAGAAUGAUGUCGAUCAAAUAAAAUGUAAUGAUAAUAAUAAAAAUAAUGAUAAUGACAUAAUUAAUAAAAGAUCAAGUGAGGAAGAGAGAAAAAAAAGGAAGGAAUCCCAAAAGGAUCAUAUAAAUAAUGAUUUAUCUGAAGACUCAGAUGAUUAUAAUAACAAUAUGUUAACCAAACUAAACGAUGAAGAAUUAAUGAAGAUGGUAAAAAUAGAUGUAGAUGAUAUUCUAAACUUAAAUAACAAAUCAAGGAGUAAUAAAGGAGAAGCAUAUGUUAUAUAUAAAAUAAUAGAAAAAAUGAUUAAAAUAGAUAAUAUUAAUAGUAAUAAUAUAUGUAUUAUUACACCAUAUUCGAAACAAACUAAUUUAUUAAGAAAUAUUUUUUAUGAUAAUAUAUAUAAUGAUCAACAUUAUUUAAGUACAUAUAAAAAUAUUGAAAUAUCUACAGUAGAUUCUUUUCAAGGUAGAGAAAAAGAAAUUGUAGUCUUUUCAUUAGUGUGUUCAAACUACUUUAAAAAUAUUGGUUUCUUAAAAGAUUACAGAAGAUUAAAUGUAGCAGUAACAAGAGCAAAGAGACAUCUUGUCAUUGUAGGAAAUUCAAACACUAUAUCAAAUGAUGAUGUAUUAAACCAGUUAUAUGAAACCGUUUUGGAAAAUGGGAAGGUUUAUUUGGUAAAUGAGUUGAUAGAUGUGGAAGCAGUUAUAUUAAACACAUAA
This is a messenger RNA of Plasmodium falciparum 3D7, 3075 nucleotides long. RefSeq names its product putative DNA replication ATP-dependent helicase/nuclease DNA2 (gene DNA2). Gene Ontology annotation, molecular function: DNA helicase activity; helicase activity. The record is from RefSeq and is a predicted model, not a curated record. Lineage: Eukaryota; Apicomplexa; Aconoidasida; Haemosporida; Plasmodiidae.